CCCCCUCCUCCUCAUUCCUGUAAUCGAGCGUCGAGCUGCACGAUCCGCACCUCUGCAAUUAUGCACGUUUCUAGUCGGUGUGGAUUCUCGGUAAACACAGCAGCAGCAGCAGCAGACCGUGGCACCGUCACACAGCUCCAGCCCCUCGGCAUUCCUCACAGGUUGUUAGUAGCGUGUGUGGAGCAGCAGGCGGACUCGCUUGUUGUUUACCAAAAAUGACUCGACAUGGCUGUAGCCUUCACCGUACGGUUCUGCGAGCGACGCUGGGAAGUAUGAGCAGCUGAGAGAGCGAGACGAAAAUCAUCUUAAUGAAAGUCGUAAGUGGGGUUGGGUGGCCAUGGACCCAUUCAGCCAGCUUAUCCUCACCAUCUCGGUGACCAGCUUCCUCACCUUCCAGUGGCUCUUCCACAAAGUCAGCCCAUGGAUGUCCAUGCGCAUCAGCCCGGGCUUCUUUGGCCUCAGUGACAAGCAGAAGGUGGAAUGGAACUCGAGGACGGUUUCAACAUUUCAUGCACUGUUGGUGGGAAUAUUCUGUCUCUACAUCUUGUUCUUUGAUGAUGCCGUCAACGAAGACCCAGUCUGGGGAGAUCCUACACUGGUGAAGACUAAUGUUGCCAUCACAACAGGCUACCUCAUAUCUGAUCUGCUGCUAAUAUUUUACUAUUGGAAGGCGAUAGGCGACAAGUUUUUUGUAGUUCACCAUCUGGCAGCAUUGUAUGCUUACUACUAUGUACUGGGCCAAGGAACGUUGCCUUAUUUUGCUAACUUCCGUCUGCUUGCUGAGUUUUCUACACCAUGUGUGAACCAGCGCUGGUUCUUUGAGGUACUAGGUUAUCCCAAGUCGUCCCGGCCCAACAUGGCGAACGGCGUUGCCAUGGCAGUAGUCUUUUUCAUGGUCCGCAUCGCCGUCAUGCCAGUCUACUACAGUCGCAUGUAUGCAGUCUACGGCACCGAGGCCUUCUACGUGGUGCCCUGGGGUGGCCGCGUAGCCUGGAUUUGCGCCAGUAUUUGCUUGGACAUCAUGAACAUUAUGUGGAUGCAUAAGAUUGCCCGUGGUUGCUACAGGGUGCUGCGCUCAGCACGCCACAGCAAAGCUGGCACACCUCAGGAGAACGGGAAGACGGAUUAAGGGAACCAGGGGGUUGGUGGUGUCAAAAUGCCACAACUGAGACAAAACGACAACAAUCUCAGUGCAUUGAUGAGUAGCAGUUUGGACCCUGCAUGUCAGGCUGCUUCGGUAGCAGCAUACCAAGGACUUGACAUUAAAGGACUGAAUGUAAUGAGGGAAAUUUUUUAUUUUUUGUUUUUGGAAAGCAGGCACAGUCACUGAGAUGUACUGAUGGACCUUUUGAGUGGCCAUCCCGAAGCCAUGAAAUAAUGACCUCUCAGCAAUACUCUGUGUGCAUGGCCAAUUAGUUUUCUCUUGAACAAUUUACCACUACAAAAGAGGUCAUCCUGGGACAACCGGACUGUUAGCCCAACCACAAAUUGUCAAAAAGUUUACCGUUCUUUACAUACUUACUGCUCAACAGAAGACUUUCUUUUUGUAUCAAUUCUGCUGCCUGAGUUGCAGAAUUUCAAAAAAAAUGAUGAAAAUUAAAAUUUGUGUUGCUGAUGAAGCAAAGAUUUGAGGGAAACCUCCAAAACACUCAGUGAUUCCACAAUGAUGGUCAGUGCCACAAAAUCAAUGUCAGAUGCCUGUUGAGGGAGAGUUGAUGGAAUCAGACCACAUCAGUUGCAAACACAGAGAAGACGAAGUAUGAAUUGUAUCACUCACCUGCUGUCAUUCAGUUAAGAGGUUCAUUUCGGGAAAAAAACAUGCUUAUUGGAGUAGCACAAAUCUUGGUUGCAUCUGCAUGGUUAUUUUAAAUAAUGUAGGGUUGAACAGGCAUCAGUAUGUAGUUUAUUUCUUUUGUCUUGCUGGGGUCGAGGCAAAUUAGUUUUUUAAUACGCAAACAAUGAGAUAACUGUUUUUAAUCAAAAGGAGAUGAAUUUACAGAGUACCUUGGAAAUGUAAAAAGGGAAACAGAAUGUCAACAAUUGUGUUUGUUCACUGACAUUAAGCAGUUCAAGAAUGCAAUUUUGAAACAUUGAGGCAGCAUCUGAUUUGUUCAGUCACUUGGUUUGUGUAUGCAGCCUGAUAUUUCACAAAAUGGACAAAGGUAUAAUGUCGCAUAAACUAAAGUAUGUUGUUGACGCUGUUUGGUCAUCAUUAUAUUUAUGUUGAAUCGGUGUCAAAACAGAAAUUGUUAAACUUCAGUGAGUAUGUAGUUUAAAAUUCAUUUUAAAGAGGUUUGGUAGGAGAUGUUAGCAGGAUUCUGACACUCUUCUCAUCAGUCACUGACCGGAAAUUUAAAUAGUUUUCAUACUUUCUAUUUACGAUAUCUUUUGAGGCACCAGCUGUUCAUUUUUAGCCCUUGGCAACAUUUGCCAAGAAGCUGCAUGCUAUGGUGUGUAUUUUACAUGAAGGAAGUGGAAAUUUUUAGCUAGUAAAUUCAAUUCGGCAUAAGAUCUAAGAAGUUGUUUCUGCAGAUUUUGGCUUAAUAUGAAUAACCAGGGGUAAUCAGUGUUUCAGAUGGUGAAAACACUGUAAUACUUUGUAAUUAUCUUUGAAGGUUGUGAUUCAAAAAGUUUAUUGCCUCAAGUUAUAUAUGAUUUGUGUUCUUUCAUAUUUAUACGGUGGGCUAACACAAAGACUGUGUUGUUCCUUUUAGCCAACAUGAAUAUAUGGAAAAUUUGUCAGAAUUCACAUGUUCCAGCUGUUUUGGUUGCCAUGGUUUUACUUACAAAGCAGUUACACAUACAUCACCAUACAACACAAUAAGGAAAAAUGUGUCAUUUGUCGGAAUUUAGCGCUUUAUUUCACAGAUGAUUUAUGAUACAUACUUGAAUAUUCAUUGUAGAUGUAUCUUUUACAUGAGCUGUACAUCAAACACUUCUGUCAAAUGUUUUGUGACACGAACAGGGAUUGUUGUAAAGUAUGCCUUGCUAUGCUCAGCAUUUGAUUUUAUUGCCUUUUUCAAACAACAUAUGAUUGCACAGUGAAUAUUUUGUUACACCUACUCCUCACAGCACUGAAAGUUGUUUUUUUCAGUGAUUUACGUGUGUGUUUUCUAUGUCUGAUGCCUGUUUAAUGUGAUUGUUUGGCCUUUGUAAUAUAGUUUCAAAUGUAAAACUGAGAGGCUCGGUAACGCUGGUUGCUUCAGUGAUUUUAGUUUUGUUAUGCUUUUAAAAAAAUUUCUAAACUUUUAUGUAUUUAUGCCAGUGCUUAAGCCAUUACUACACCGUGGUAAAUGCACACAGUGUUGCCAUGGGUUGAUUCUAUUUUAUAUUUGUUGCUGUUGUUUGUUUUUUUUUUUCUCCCCUCAAAGAAUAGUUUUUAUACAGCUGUGCCAACUUGCAGCCAUGAUUCAGUGGUUCUGAUGGAUUCUGUUCACAUUACCGUAUCUGCAUGCUGUGGCUAGUCACAGUGUCACAAGACUCAGUUUAGUGAUGGGUGUUAGAACAGUGUGAGCAAGUCAUUUCAGCUAUAACAUUGAUUGGCGGCCGGCAAAGAAGCAAGAGGGAUUUGACAGCUGAUCAUGUGUGGAUGCCAUGUACGCUGCAGGUGAAUAUCACCAUCUCACAUUCUAGGAAAAGGAGGCGAGAUGCGUCAAUAUUUCACUGCAACCAAGUGGAAAUCGUGCGUCCGUGUCAGGACAGCAGACCACUUCAGGUAGAAUCAGGGUAGGAAGCUCAUGCAUGAUGAAUAUGGUCUUUUUCAUGCACCUUCUAUAACUGCAUGUGGUAUUGCAUGGGGAUUGCACUGUAAACAAAAUAGCAUAUACAUUUGCAAGACAAAUUUCAUUCUUUGUUUUCUUUUUCUUAGUACAUGUACAUAAUGUUUACUUAAAUGUUAUUCUUGUACUGUGCCACAUAAUGUAACCCACAGAUGAUAACAAUGAUGUGACGGUAACAUCAUGAAGCAGAUAUUUAGCAUAAUAUCCAGCACAGAAAUAAUCCGUAAGGGAAUACUUGAAUACUAAUCAGCACAGUUUAUAACAAUCUGGGCAGUGCAAGUAAACAUUAAUCUUAUGAGGAUCUUGCAUUACAUGUGUACCAUUGUUUUUUAAUUUAUUAAUCCAAGAGAAGCUGACAUAAAACAAAGCAGGUGCCAUGGUAACGGAGGGCCUGGUGCUGCUAUCGGCUUGUUAAACUGGUGUUUCUGUUCCUACUGUUGUUUGGAGGAGAUAUGAGUAGGUGGAGUGUUUAGUGACAUUCUAUGAAUGUACUGGAGAUGAGAAAAUAUUUGUCAUUUACAUUUUCAUUUAUUCUUGACAAUAAAUACCAAAUUAACUGCU
This is a messenger RNA of Amphiprion ocellaris (clown anemonefish), 4340 nucleotides long. RefSeq names its product TLC domain-containing protein 4-B-like. The record is from RefSeq and is a predicted model, not a curated record. Gene Ontology annotation, biological process: lipid homeostasis. The transcript is spliced from 7 exons. NCBI's taxonomy places the organism in Eukaryota, Metazoa, Chordata, Actinopteri, Pomacentridae. The coding region runs from base 338 to 1129 and encodes 263 amino acids. Gene Ontology annotation, cellular component: membrane; endoplasmic reticulum.